CCUCCAGGCCGUCACCACCGCAGUACGUAAACAAAGUGAAGUGCGUGAUCAGUUCCUCGUCUUUCAUUCCUGCAUAUCGCUGCUUCUGCAUAGUUAUUCACCACUGACCAUCACCUGCGUGAGGAGGAUGAUUGAGGUGUAGAGAACAUCGUUUAGAAAUUGCAGGAUGGAUGGAAUGUGGCGACUGUGGUGCCAAUUUAGUACAGAGAAUGUUGUGGUGCCUUGAUGGGGUCCUGUGUGCCCUGCGUAUGUCACCAGCAGGUCUGUGACCUUAAACUGUGUGACCUCUGUCACUGUCCUAGUGAAGCAGAUUUCAGUUUGUAGCAAUGUUUGGGACAAAUGAAUCAAACCGAGGUGCAUUUCUUGAGGCAACAAGGGAAGCAAGAGAGGAGCGAGCAGCGGAACGAAGGAGGGAUGAAGCUGCCACUAAAUUGCAAGCGGCGAUUCGGAGCUGGCUGGUUCGGGCUGCACACAAAAGAAAGACCCGGGACAAAUUUGAUGAGCUCUUUGGCACAGAACCCAUGGGUCAGGACCAGACAGCUAAUUUACCACCAGCCAUAGAUGCUUUUCAUAGAAUCACAGAGUUCAUAAAAAUAUUUAGAUUGAAAACAGAUGGAAAGAGAUUUGAAAUCCUUACAAGGUACUUGCUGGCAAGUAUGGACAGUGAUAAUAUAAAGCUAACCUAUGUUUCUUGUGGAAUGAAUAAGGAUUUAACACUGCAGUGGAUCCAUCAAAUAAAAGAUCUUUUAUUUGCUUGUUGUGGAAUUUUGGAAGAGCUACAACCUGAAAUAUCAAAGGAGAAUCGCCUGCUAUUACUGUACUUGCAUCUGCUCCUCACCUUCACUGGCACCAGCACAUGGAAAAUCUUACGAGUGCAGAGUUUUGAGCCACUCAAACCAUCACUUAACAAGCUCACUGAUAAUGUAAUGGGAGACUUAGUAUCCAGAGGCCUUUACAGUACUUUAAAGCACAUUCUUGUCCGUGGUUUGUGCAGAGGAAAGGCAGCCCUGAGAGGUCCAGCUAUCACUACCAUAAUAACACUAGCUCAACGUCCCCUCAUGGCUGCCAACUAUUCAGAUAAACUACUUUCCCUCAUGACCAUACAUGUAUUAAGUGUUCCAGCUCUCAUCCACCACCUGGAUGCUUUAGCUCCUGAGGCACUACAAAUGUUGCAGACUAAUGAAAUAUUUGAAAAAGUUGUUCAGUUUGUACAAACAGAACAAAAUUUGCGCAUUAUCUUCAAUACACUAGAAGGAUCCUAUGCACUCUGUCUCCUGGCAAACCUUGUCCAUCUGGCUCACAAAGAGAGUGACAGAGCACUGCCAAGAUUAGCAUUCCCAGAAUUUAAUUUUGUAGUGAAGCGUCUGCUGGAAAAGUGCGGAGAGUAUGUAACAACCAAGCAGAGUAGCAACCUGACCCAAUGGCAUCCAGUGCUGGGCUGGUUCUCCCGGCCCCUUGACCACCACCUUAAUGAACCCAUGGCUCUAGUCAAGUCACAGCUGCAGCUUCUGUGGUGUGGAGUUGUGCUCAAAGUAAUGUUCUCUGCUCUUACCAGUAUGAUUGCUGAACAGGAACCAUCACCGAGUGAAUCAAACACUUCAGGAAUUACAUCAUCCUCUACGGCUUCCUCUUUAGCCAGCAUUGGGUCCUAUGUGUCAUCUAAUAUAGUUAGGAGAGCACUAGAUCGCAGACUCACCUCUGGCACCUCUACUGGCUCGGGGGGAUUAAGAGGCGGGGGCAGUCGCAAGCUUGGUUCUCGUGAGGUGUCAACUGUGGCAAUGGUUUGCUCCAUGUACUACUCUGCCAUCACCACUCUCUCGCAACUGAAAAUGGAUAUUCUCACUGGUUUGUGCUACAAAAGCGAGAUGGUGUCACAACUUUGGCAAGUGUUCCAGUCGUUGGGCCCUAACUGUGGGCUCAAGAGUUUUCUAGAUCUUCUCUCAGCUUCCACAAAGGCCACAGCACCAGAGUUCCACAUGCUGAUGCUAUUUUGUGAUGCCACCACUCUCCUUGUCACAGUCUUGGAUGACCUGGAGAUGUAUGAACAGCAGAAGCCAUUUUCUCUCCAUGAUUAUGCCAUAAUGGCAUCAUUCCUGAAUAGUUUUACUUACAAGAUGAUUCACAAUGGUUUGAUAGAUGUACGCAAUGUGCAAGGAAGUCCCCUCUUUGUAUCUUUGCAUACACUUCUACUUCUCUUGUACAAGAGAAAUUCGCGGAGAAACUAUGUUCCUGAUACCCACUGGCUUAUCAAAGAAGUGCGGAUAUCAACCUUCAUGUCAGAUUUGGAGCAGGGAGAUGCUCAAGCUCAGGUACUGAUACAGAAGAUGCCACACAUCAUCCCUCACACGGAGCGGGUCUUACUAUUCAAAAAGUAUGUAGCUAAUAACAAAGCCAAGUUGGGGCUAAGUGAUGCUGCUUGUGCUUCACCUCACUCAACUCUGAUCACUGUACACAGGUCUCGUCUUGUUGAAAAUGGCUAUCAGCAGCUGGCCUCACUUUCUCCACUGGCUUUGAAGGGCAUGAUCAGAGUUCGGUUCAUCAAUGAGCAUGGCUUGGAUGAGGCUGGCAUUGAUCAGGAUGGUGUCUUUAAAGAGUUCCUUGAAGAGACACUGAAGAGGGUAUUUGAUCCAUCUCUGAAUUUGUUCCGCUUGACAAGUGAAGAGCGGCUUUACCCGUCACCAACUUCCUUCAUGACAGAGAAUCAUUUGCAGCUUUUUGAAUUUGUUGGAGGAAUGUUAGGGAAGGCAGUUUAUGAGUCUAUUGUUGUUGACUGCCCAUUUGCUUCAUUCUUCCUUAGUCAAGUACUUGGAGAACAGCAGUCAUCUCUCUACUCUUCCAUUGAUGAGCUGCCAUCAUUGGAUCCUGAAUUGUAUAAGUCAUUGACCUACAUAAAGCACUAUGAAGGAGAUGUCAGUGACUUGGAUCUAACCUUCUCAUAUGAUGAGGACUACCUGGGUGAGAUCAUUACUCAUGAGCUCAGACCAGGAGGCAAGUCCAUCCCUGUAACCAAUGACAACAAGAUCGUGUACAUUCACCUGAUGGCUCACUUCAAGAUGCACGUACAGAUAAGGGAUCAGACCAAGGCCUUCAUUCGAGGCUUCAGAUCUAUCAUUAACCCUGAGUGGCUUUCAUUGUUUUCAGUUCCUGAGUUCCAGCGUUUGAUUUCUGGCGAUAACAUAGCUGUGGACUUGAAGGAUCUCCGAGAAAACACCUUGUACUAUGGAGGGUUUCACGACAAGCACCGCGUUGUCUGCUGGCUGUGGGACAUCCUUGAGAGAGACUUUAAGGAGGAAGAACGGGCACUUUUCCUGAAGUUUGUGACAAGUUGCUCUAAGCCACCACUUCUAGGAUUUACAAAUUUGGAGCCUCCGUUUUCCAUCCGAUGUGUUGAAGUUGGUGAUGAUGAAGAUACAGGAGAUACUAUUGGAAGUGUCAUUAGAGGAUUCUUUGCAAUAAGGAAACGUGAUCCAGUCAACAGACUUCCAACCUCAUCCACUUGCUUCAACCUCCUCAAGCUCCCAAACUACCAGAGGAAGAGCACCCUGAGAGACAAACUUCGCUAUGCCAUCAAUAGCAAUACAGGGUUUGAGCUCUCCUAAUCUUUGUGUCCUCAAUGAUUUCUGUAAGCAGAGUGCAUGCAGAAGUUAUAUUUGGUUGGGAGAGUGUGCAUUUGGACCUUACCUAAUGAACGCACACCAAAUGAUUAGAAAUUUAUGAUACUAAAACUGGUCUGUGGUGUACAUCAUUACAUUUACAAAGCUCAUAACCAUAUAUCAUCAUCAUUAUCAUCAUCAUUGUUUUUAGCAUUAGCAUCCUUCUGCCCCAGUAUGUCAUAUAUAAUCAUCAUCAUCAUCAUCAUCAUCAUCACAGUUCUGCUUUCAUCAUCAUUAUCAUCAUUAUCAUUAUCAUCCUCCUCCUCCUUAUCAUCACACAUUGUCAACAUCACCAGCAUAAACAUUAUCACAGUAUGCAUUUUGAAAUUAUAAACUGUUUACAGUAAUUCCUCCUGCAGUACACAAUGUUAAUUCUCUAGUCAUAUGCUGCCUUCAUGAAGUUAUAUUUUUUUCUUGCUAUUUCAAGACCAGCCCAUUUCAGUCAUACGUGAAUUGUCUGCCCACAUCAUGACCUUGAGGCUGCCAAGCUGACCAAGGCUAAGGCAUUUACUGAGAGCAAGACCCUAGCACACACACACACACACACACACACACACCAACCAAGGCUUUUUUACAGACAUGUGAACAACAACAUCAAAAAUAGAGAAAGUAUUGAAAGUUUAGAAGUAAAUGGAGUUUGCAGUGAGGAU
Messenger RNA from Portunus trituberculatus (swimming crab), 4303 nucleotides. RefSeq names its product ubiquitin-protein ligase E3B-like. The record is from RefSeq and is a predicted model, not a curated record. Bases 327 to 3599 code for a protein of 1090 amino acids. Gene Ontology annotation, molecular function: ubiquitin protein ligase activity; protein binding. Gene Ontology annotation, biological process: ubiquitin-dependent protein catabolic process; protein polyubiquitination. Lineage: Eukaryota; Metazoa; Arthropoda; Malacostraca; Decapoda; Portunidae. The transcript has 20 exons.